CCUGAACCAAGAGGAUGCUUUUCUAAAAAGCACUUAGUGACUAUUUGUGUCCAAACGCCAACACACCUUUGAGUGAGAAACAAAGGAGACUCUCAGCAGUGGUUAUUAUUGAUGUGGGAUUUUUACCUGGCAACAACUCCUUGAUACCCCAUUGUAAAUGACAAAAUUACAACUUGGGGCUAGAGUUCAACCACAGGCUCAAAAUGACGGCUCGUAACCUUUGACACAGUCAGACACCAGACCAGACCAGACAAUGACAUGGAGGUGCCCAUGUACAUGGACUAUUCCAUUGCGAUUUAUAGCAAUGUCACAGAGCAGUUGAAUGGCUCCUCAGCCACCUCCUCUGGGCUGGCAGGAGAGGAACCUGACCCCCACCAGCAGUACACCAUCAGCGUCUUCCUCUCCUGCCUCUACACCAUCUUCCUCUUCCCCGUGGGCUUCAUCGGGAACAUCCUCAUCCUGGCCGUCAACCUGAGCCACAAGGGCCGCAUGACCGCCCCCAACCUUUACUUUGUCAACCUGGCGGCUGCCGACCUGGUCCUGGUGGCUGACUCCCUGAUCGAGGUGUUCAACCUUAGCGAGCACUACUACGACAUGGCUGCCUUGUGCACCUUUAUGGCCCUGUUCCUGCAGGUCAACAUGUACAGCAGCGUCUUCUUCCUGACCUGGAUGAGCUUCGACCGGUAUGUGGUGCUGGCGGGCUCAAUGCGUCUGGGCAGGAGCAUUCCCCGGGCCCGUCUGACCUGCUGCCUGAUCUGGGUGACCUCCGCCCUGCUCACCCUGCUGCCCUUCACUGUGGCCCAGGCGCAGCACGCCGGGGAGCUCCACUUCUGCUUUGCGAACGUAUCCCAGAUCCAGUGGCUGGAGGUUACGCUGGGCUUCCUGCUGCCCUUCUGCGUGCUGGGCCUCUGCUACUGGAGGAUCGCCCUGGUUCUGGUGAGGGCUCAAAGGGAGCACAGUGGGCUGCAGCAGCGGCCACAGAAGCGGAAGGCUUUGAGGAUGAUUUCUGCGGCCGUGUUGGUGUUCUUCGCCUGCUGGUUGCCGCAGAACAUGUUUGUCAGCGUGCACCUGCUGAGAGGCGAUGUGGAUGGAACGCUGUGGCACGACUACCCUCUGACGGCCCACAUGGUCAACCUGGCCGCCUUCUCCAACAGCUGCCUCAACCCACUGGUCUACAGCUUCCUGGGGGAGACCUUCCAGGACAAGCUAAGGAGCUUCAUCAAGGAAAACAUCAGCUGGGCCAAGUUAGACAGCUCCUGCUGGAGUAGCUAGCCUCUCUGGCCUACCCGCUGCAAGCUCCUGCCCCUGUCCCAUUCUUAAAAGUACCAGUCCCAUCACACAACCUCUCCAAAGCUCCUGCUGCCUCUACAAACCAGCCAUCAAAUCAAAACUCACCACAACUCCUACAACAUACGUGUGCUCUGGACAGCUAAGUGGUGUGUCAGAGGACUGGUUGAAGGGUCCUCCCAUUUGAUAUCAAUCACUUUCUGAGCUCAAUCCUUUUGACUUAAACAAAACUUUCCAUAGAUACACUAUAUAUACA
Coregonus clupeaformis (lake whitefish) is the source of this 1543-nucleotide messenger RNA. Its product is annotated as G-protein coupled estrogen receptor 1-like. Bases 259 to 1272 code for a protein of 337 amino acids. Gene Ontology annotation, biological process: G protein-coupled receptor signaling pathway; cellular response to estradiol stimulus. The record is from RefSeq and is a predicted model, not a curated record. Gene Ontology annotation, molecular function: G protein-coupled receptor activity; nuclear estrogen receptor activity. Lineage: Eukaryota; Metazoa; Chordata; Actinopteri; Salmoniformes; Salmonidae. Gene Ontology annotation, cellular component: membrane. The transcript has a single exon.